Molecule: messenger RNA, 675 nt
Organism: Peronospora farinosa
Lineage: Eukaryota; Oomycota; Peronosporomycetes; Peronosporales; Peronosporaceae
Source: the annotation of a GenBank genome assembly
AUGGGAGAUUGUCCGCAAGAUUUCAAUGCAAAGCAUAAUGUGAACGCCACGGUGACGCAACUACGAGCCAAGUUUCGAUACUUGCAGGACCAAUUUUUCCGUGUGCGUGGUGAAAAGAUUGACGCAACAAAAGACUCUGAAAAGGUCGUGGUGUACCCACGAUAUUGGGAGUUGCUACUCGAACACUUUGUUAAUGAAGAGCCCCAACGCCAUGCCAGUGUUGAUAGAGAUGACACACGGCCGAUAUCAAAUGACAGUCAAAUACCGAGCAUGCCGAGUGAGGUCAACAACGAUGUGCCAGUUCAGUCAGAUCCUGUUCCGUUGAUCCAGCCAAAUCCUGUGGUUGUGAACAUGCCCCUUGUUCAGCCAGUCCCAGCUCAGUCAACCCCGAUCGAUGUAGCUCCUGUCCAGGAAGGCUCUCAAACUCAAGUUUCCAUGACCAGAGAGAUUUCAUCGCCUGUGCUUCCGAAUACGGCUUCAAAAAGAAGAAGGAAAAAUACUCUGGAAGUCGCUACUAUUCAACAAAACCAGCAAUCAGUCGUGUCAUCAAAUGCCGAUGCUGUUUGUGGCAUUGCAGAGAAAUUGGAAUCGAACGAGGCCAUUCGAGGUCUUCAGCAGACACUGAACCAGUCCAACCAAGUAAACGCCACUCUGCUAGAAUUCCUUCAGCGCUAG